AUGGAUUCCCGAUUUAAUAUCGGUCCUAGUUUCAAAAAACAUAAAAAAAGAAAACCCAUUGUUGAAGAUGAUAGGUUUAGGAAACUGAAAGAAAUCGAAAAACUUGAAAAAUAUACCGAUGCCAUUGUAGAUCCAUUUGGAAGACCAAUAUCUUCAAACAAAUCCACUAAUUAUGUUGACGAUAAAUUCGAAUCGGAUAUCGAAUACAGUGAAUCGGAUGGUGAAACGGAAGAUUUGAAAGAAGGUUCGUCAAUUUGGGACAAGGAAUGUGACAUACAACUUGGCGAUCCUACAGAUAGGAUCGCAGUUAUUGGCUGCGAUUGGGAUAAUAUAAAUUCCACGGAUAUUUUUGCACUAUUCCAAACAAUGUACAAGUCAUAUGCAUUAGAAAAGAACAUUGAAGUAACCAACGUGGUAAAAAGAGCCUCAAUUUACCUUUCUAAUUUUGGAAAAUCGCGUAUUCACUCCGAAAGUAUAAAUGGCCCUACGCUCUUGCCAUCCAAUUUCAAUGCUACCAAUACUGAAAUUAAUGAUGAAAAAAUUUAUACAAAUGAAGAAAAUUGUGAUGAUGAACUCUGUGAUAGUGAUAAAUAUGAAACCUUCAGGAAGUAUCAACUGGAAAAGUCGCGAUACUACUACGCAGUUGUUGAACUGUGCAGUGUUGAUGUGGCUAGUGUAUUGUAUGAUGAAUUAGAUGGAGUGGAAGUUGGAUUUGCAAUUAAUUCUUUGGACCUUAGGUUUAUCCCUCCUGAAAUUCAGUUUACUGAUAGUCCAAUCUCACAAGCCAUCGAAAUACCAGCCGGCUAUAACCCACCAGUCACAAACACUUCCGCCCUUCGCCAUUCUAAGGUUACUUGUUCAUGGGAUAUGGCUCCGGCAAAACGCACUAAGAUACUUACCAGAAGGUAUAACUAUGACCAGUUGAAUGAUUUAUGCAUUGACGAGUAUAUAGCCUCUGAUCACUCUUACUCUGAUGUAUCUGAUGGCAAGGCAGCUAAUGAUAAUCGAUCGUCAGAUUCCAAUGAUUCUAAUUAUACAAGUACAAUAAAUGAUACAAAUGAAAGUGAAGAUGAUGAUGUUUCUGGUAGGUUCAGAGGUAAACGUAAAAACAAUUUAAACAAACUCGAACUAAGUAAGUACAGAGAGUUACUACUAAAUACGGCGGAUAAUGAGGAUAGCAGUAAGUACGAUAAAUUUGGCAAUAAAAAUGGGAAAUCGGUUGAGGGAAAAGCUGGCAAUUUUUUAAUCUCAUUCAAUCCCAGAAUUGAAAGGUGCAAACAAUCAGAUUCCAAAUCUGACUAUACUGUCAAUGAUUAUUCAUCAAGUGAUAUCGAGGAAAACGAUGUUAAACAAAUGGAGACAAGUUCUAGUAGAAGAAGUAAAAAGAAGAUGAAAUAUUUCAAGCAUAAAUAUGAUAAAAUGGAUGUCUUCCAAGCGGACUUGGAAGAUCCGAGAUUUGCUGAAGUGUUCACAGGUGAAAACUACGAAAUUGACAUUACAAACCCCAAUUACAAGCACACAGCCACUAAUAAAUCCAUGCUUGAUAAGCGUAGGAGGAAAUUGUCUCGUGCCUAG
Babesia microti strain RI is the source of this 1575-nucleotide messenger RNA. Its product is annotated as Pre-rRNA-processing protein ESF1. The record is from RefSeq and is a predicted model, not a curated record. Gene Ontology annotation, cellular component: nucleus. The coding region runs from base 1 to 1575 and encodes 524 amino acids. Lineage: Eukaryota; Apicomplexa; Aconoidasida; Piroplasmida; Babesiidae. The transcript has a single exon. Gene Ontology annotation, biological process: rRNA processing. Gene Ontology annotation, molecular function: RNA binding.